Messenger RNA from Closterium sp. Yama58-4, 1049 nucleotides. The record is from the annotation of a GenBank genome assembly. NCBI's taxonomy places the organism in Eukaryota, Viridiplantae, Streptophyta, Zygnematophyceae, Desmidiales, Closteriaceae.
AGGAGGACGUGGCGGACACCAGGGAGCUCGCCACUGCCGUCGCCGAGGCCACCGCCCUCCACGCUGGCACAACAGGGGAGCAGGGGGCGGAGGAGGAGUGGCGGAGGGAGAGGGCGCGCGAGAUGGCAGUGAUGGCGGACCUCCGAGGGGACGCCCCCCCCGCCACCAUCCCCCUCACCAUACAGGACCCACGCAAGUACUUUGAUGCCGCCACACAGAGGGACACAGCGCACACACAGCAGCAAGCGGGGCAGGCAGCUGCGCCAGAAGCAAUGGAUUUGGACGGCCCUGCACCCGCCACUGACUCAGCGCCAGCUGGCACACACGCUACGCUGGCAGCCUCGCUGGCAGCGUUUCGGAGUGAGCUGGCAGCGGCAGCGAGGGGAAGCGGAGGCAGCAGGCUAGGGGAGAAGGCUAGGGGAGGCAAGGGAGGGACGGUGGUGAUGGCGCCUGCUGCUGCUGCUCAGGUGCGAUGCUGGGCAGAGAUAGGAUGCAUGGGUGCAGCAUGGGUGGAGCAUGCAUGGGUGCAGCAUGGGUGGAGCAUGGGUGGAGCAUGGGUGGAGCAUGGCAUGGGUGGAGCAUGGCAUGGGUGGAGCAUGGGUGGAGCAUGGGUGGAGCAUGGGUGGAACAUGGGUGGAGCGUGCAUGGGUGGAGCAUGGGUGGAGCAUGGGUGGAGCAUGGGUGGAACAUGGGUGGAGCGUGCAUGGGUGGAGCAUGGGUGGAGCAUGGGUGGAGCAUGGCACGGGGAGGCAGUGAAGGAGCUGCUGUCGCACUUCUGGGCCACCUACCCCCUCACCAGCGCCGCCCUGCUCGCCAAGGCGGAGCGGCACAAGGAGGGCAUCAGCAAGCUGUACGACCGCCUGCAGAAGCUCAAGGACGGAGCAGACGGGGCCAACCGCCAUCUCCUUUCACAGCUGCUACAGCCCUUCUUCCAGAGUCUGGAUGCGGCGUUGGCGCACUUUGAGGCGGACAAUGCCAGGCGCCAGCAGAGGCGGCAGCGCGUGGGGGCAGCAGUGGGCCGGGCACCCGUGGCAGUGGGACCGAGAUAG